AUGCCUGAGGCCGGCGCCUCGGCCGCCUCCCCGUCCGCGUAUCGCCCCUCCUCCUACUCGUACACAUCUCCUCCGCCAUCCACCCACGUGUGGGACUCCCCGUCGGCCUGUAGCAGCAGCGAAUGCGCGUCAUCGCCUGCGUCUGACGAUGUGUCAUCCGACCUCCCGGUGGGUAAUUUCGACCGAGAUUGGGAAAUUCUGAGCGACCUUUUGAUCGACGAUGCGCUCAGCGCGCUUCCGCCUCCACCGGCCGCCACUUUGAGCCACCAUUCGCCCCAUUUGACGCAGACGUCGGCCCAAUUGGGACAGAGCGAGGCUUCGCCUGCUUCUCCGUUCUCAGGGGCACUUCCAGCCGGGUACAGCAGCUCGAGCAGCGCCAGCAGCAUCCCUGAUGUAGCUCAGGUAGCUCCACAAUCCGUUGCCACGAGUGAGGGCCCCAAAAACGUCGCAAAAGGACGUGGCAGAGGCAGGAAGGUCGCGGGUUCAGGUCUGAAGAAGGAGCCGCUGACUCUGGAGGAACAGAAGAAGCAGAGACGACGCUCGCAGAUCGCCUCAAGCGUGCAGAGACACCGAGAGAAGAAGAAAUGCCUCGUGACCUCGCUGCAGGCCGAGAUGGCCGGACUCACGGCGCAAUUAUCAACUUUGAGAGCCCAGAGGAGAAGCCAACUGGCCGAUAACGACCAGCUUGUGGCGUACGAGGAGGAAGCCAUGACGCAACGUCGCAAGAGGAAGCAGGCCGAGCAGAGAAACCAGGUGCUGAAGCAGGCAUUAUUCCAGCAAACAGCCUUCUUGGGAGGCAUGAGAGCCUUGAUGGGAGGAGGAGGCUUACCCUGCUCCAAGACGCUCGAGUUCCAUGACUGGGUGCACUCGUACACAGCGUUAGCGUCGAGAGACGCGCUGGCCAGAAGGAAGGAGUACGUGGCUCACUUCCCCAAGAGCAAGAUGGAACUCGCUAACAACCUGGUGCUCAAGAACACUGAGGGCGAGACCCAGAGACUGCUGGCUGGGGGACAAGUGUACUCGGGUAGUGUGAAAAUGCUGCACGAUGGAACACGUGACGCCCAGUUGCUGGGUGACGGAGACACGGACGUCCUGAUGCGAGAGCUAUUUAACACCACGACCAACACUCCGACCAACACUCCUCAUUGUUGCACAGCGGACGAGGCUGGUGAUGGACGCGUGAUCAAGGAGUUCACUUCGGUCUUUUUGUUCAAAGAGACGCCUCAGUGCACGCUCGAUAUGAUACUGGAUCUCGUGUUCACGAGCAUGCGGUCCAUCGGUGUGUACUACCCGGGAGUUGCGUACCAGUCUCGAUCGGUGGACGAAGUGUACCUAGACGAAGGCGACGGGGUGACCAAAUCGCGUAUCUAUUACACUGAUUUGGCCGCGUCGAUGGAGCCCAUUCUGGAAAUUGUGGACGAGUCGCGGCAAACCGACGAGAUCAAAGUGGAGGCUCGUGUCAUCACUCGAGAACAGCGCAACUCGGACGGAGGAAUGAUAUUAUGGGACUACGUCGACGAUGACUCGCUACACCCGAUGCCCGUGGACACACCGGGUCGUAAGACUAUUCGUCGAAACGUGUGUGGUGCGAUGGUCAUUCGACGUGAGGCAGGUACUGGCGUGAUAUCCGUUCGCCACACGUCGAUCAAGGGAUACUGUCCGUUGCCUAAAGCCAAGAACUCGCCGUCUACACCCGAGACGCCAGACGCAGAGGAGGCUCGACGGGCCGUGUCGCGACGUAUUGGCCUUCAGGCGUCAGAGUGCGACCGCAUCAACGAUCGAUGCACUCGCUACGUGUUCAACGACAUCACGAGUCGCCUGAACUCUCUCCAUGUCUCCUAA
Messenger RNA from Phytophthora infestans T30-4, 1842 nucleotides. RefSeq lists its product as uncharacterized. The transcript has a single exon. The coding region runs from base 1 to 1842 and encodes 613 amino acids. Lineage: Eukaryota; Oomycota; Peronosporomycetes; Peronosporales; Peronosporaceae. The record is from RefSeq and is a predicted model, not a curated record.